Stegodyphus dumicola is the source of this 1125-nucleotide messenger RNA. RefSeq lists its product as uncharacterized. Lineage: Eukaryota; Metazoa; Arthropoda; Arachnida; Araneae; Eresidae. The record is from RefSeq and is a predicted model, not a curated record.
AUGCUGAGACUAAAUACGGAAGAGUGUGAUCCCUUUGCACUGAUUGCUACAGAUCAGGAUUACAGUGAGAAAGUUAAUCUGCUAUAUAACAGCAUUUAUUCCAUUGCAACCUUAUAUAGAGGUGGUAAACACGUUCUACCAUCAAAACUUAGGGAAAAACUUGUACGCUCUUUGGAUGCCCUAAAACAGGUUGCACUUCAAGGCCCUGAUUACGUCCCUAAACCACCCACCACCGAGGCAGAAGUGAACACUUCAACAAUAGUGUGUUGCCAGGCUUCUCACGCACCACCUGUAUUACAACCAGCUAAUACUGCCGAUUCUUCGAUUCCUCUCCCCUCCACAUCAGGUCUUUCUUACGCAGCCGUAUUACAACAGCAACCCCUUCCUGUUGCAUCUGCUCCAACCCUUCUGGUUUAUCCAAAAGACGCUACUACAACAAGCAGGAAAUUGAGGGAGAAGCUCUCUCAGGAAUUUCCUCUACCUAAAUUAGGAGUUCAGGUUCAUCAAAUAAGAACCAUUCAGCGUGGAGGUUUAGCAGUAGCGUGCUCUUCAGAGGAGGAUCGUCAAAAAUUAGUUCACUCACUCUCUUCAGACAAAGCAUCAUCACUAGUCAAUAUUAAGUUACCUGCAGUCAAAAAACCACUAAUAGCGAUUCAUAAUCUACCUCCUGACAUUGAACUUACGGAAUUACAAUCCCGCAUAGAAGACUUUGGAUUAGAGGCCGCAGAUGUGCGAUUUCUCUUCAAACUCAAGCAGCGUAGGAAUGUCAAAUGGGUGGCAGAAUGCUCUCCCCAUGCCUUCCAAGUCUUUAUGCGCUACCCAAAAGUCUGUAUUGGAUGGCAAAGUCAUGCAGCUACAGAACACUUCAAUAUCAAGCGCUGUUUUAAAUGCCAAAGAUUUGGACAUGUGCAGAAGGACUGCAGAAGCACAAAUUACUGUGCCUACUGCGCCGGUCACCACGACUCUAAAGAAUGUACAGCCGAUGCCCCAGCAUGCAUUAAUUGCAUCGACCACAAUAACAGCAGCCGACCAACAGUUGCCAUCGAACAUCCUGCCUAUUCCAAUGAGUGCUUCUGCUACCAAUCCAACAUUGAGCGCAUUAGACGCCUCACGUCCUAUGAAUAA